This is a messenger RNA of Parnassius mnemosyne (clouded apollo), 1134 nucleotides long. The record is from the annotation of a GenBank genome assembly. Lineage: Eukaryota; Metazoa; Arthropoda; Insecta; Lepidoptera; Papilionidae.
AUGACAGUGAUAGAGAGGCAAGAAAUACUCGGUCCUUCUCCGGAGUUGAACUAUAGGAAGGACCAGAACGGUCACCGGACCGAGCACGGUAUAGGCGAGACAAAUUUGGAGUUCCAUUUCUACCAUUGCAUGGACUUAGUCAAGGCCGGUAUGGAAUCCAUCAUCGAGGACCAGGUCACUUCCGUCUUCGAGGCUGAGGAGUUGAGAAGUUGGAACCUUCUAACUAGGACUAACAGACAGUACGAGUUUCUAACGUGGAGGCUAACCAUCAUAUGGAUGAUGGGCUUCAUGGUGCGGUACUUCUUCCUUCUACCCUUAAGGCUAUUGAUCUUCCUCAUUGGGGUUUGGUGUCUUAUUGUAAGCACGGCCUGCGUUGGGACUCUACCUGACGGUCCGUUCAAGCAACGAGUCAAUUAUGCGACUUCGAUCUUGAGCUUCAACUUCCUCUCGAGGUGUAUAUCGAUGGUAAUCACCUACCAUGAUGGUGACGUGAACAAGCCGAAGAACGGGAUAUGCGUGGCGAACCACACCAGCCCCAUCGACGUGCUGGUGCUGAUGUGCGAUAACUGUUACUCGUUGAUUGGUCAAAGGCACGACGGUUUCCUUGGGCUUUUGCAGAGGGCAUUAGCUAGGGCUUCGCCGCACAUUUGGUUCGAGAGGUCGGAAGUCAAAGAUCGACACGCGGUCGCCAGAAGACUAAAAGAACACAUAUCGGUGCCGGACAACCCCCCAAUCCUCAUAUUCCCUGAAGGCACCUGCAUAAACAACACCUCAGUUAUGCAAUUCAAGAAGGGAAGCUUCGAAGUCGGUGGCACCAUUUACCCAGUCGCAAUUAAAUACGACCCGCGAUUCGGCGACGCGUUCUGGAACAGUUCCCGAUACGGGAUGCUGCACUAUCUCCUCAACAUGAUGAGCUCGUGGGCGAUCGUCUGCGACGUGUGGUACCUGCCGCCGAUGCAUCGCGAUCCAAACGAGACGGCCGUGGACUUCGCGAACCGGGUCAAGGCCGUGGUAGCGAGGAGGGGUGGACUCGUCGAUCUCAUGUGGGACGGGCAAUUAAAACGAAUGAAAGCGAAGAAGGAAUGGCGGGAGUUACAACAAGAAGAGUUCAGCAAAAGACUGAAAGGGGAGUAG